This is a messenger RNA of Rotaria sp. Silwood1, 885 nucleotides long. NCBI's taxonomy places the organism in Eukaryota, Metazoa, Rotifera, Eurotatoria, Philodinida, Philodinidae. The record is from the annotation of a GenBank genome assembly.
AUGGUCUAUUCUACAUGGUUUCUACUUUGUUUUCUUUCAACAGCGUUUUGCUACAAUGAAUCUGAUCAUAACAUCCAUGGAACAAAUGCUUACGGGUGGGAAUUUGUACGAGAUUUGUUUCGAGAAAAUUUUGUUCAACAACAAGAGUUAGGUGCAGCUGUAGCAGUUUAUCACCAUGGUCGUCCAGUUGUGGAUCUCAAAGGUGGAUGGUUUGACGAGGCAAAAACCAAAUUGUAUGAUGAUAAUUCUCUACAGUUAGUUUUCUCUACUACUAAAGGAUUAGUAGCUGUAGCUGUUGCACUUUGUGUUCAGAGAGGUUUACUUGACUAUUCAGCAUUAGUGACAAAAUAUUGGCCAGAAUAUGGACAAAAUGGCAACGAGAAUACGACAGUGGCCGAUAUUCUUUCACAUCGUGCCGGAUUACCGUAUACAUCAUCGCCAAUUGAUCAAUUUAGGAACUGGACAGCUAUGAUUCACACACUAGAGCAAGAGCAACCAUUAUGGCAUCCAGGAAUAGCUCAUGGUUAUCAUGCAGUGACCUAUGGUUGGCUAGCUGGUGAACUUGUUCGCCGUGUUGAUUCAAAAAAAAGAUCUUUUGGACAAUUUAUCAAAGAUGAGAUUGCAACUCCACUACAAAUAGAAUUCUAUAUUGGUCUACCAUCCAACAUUCAAUAUCAUGUAUCUCCGGUAGUUCCUCAUCCCGAUGUGAAGAACACGCUGAACGAAACCAUGAAAGAUUUCUUUCAGAUAUGGAAUGAUCCACACAUACAUCAAGCAGAUAAUACCAGCAACCAUUGGGAUAUCCAAUGCUUGGUCAAUCGUACGCCUUUAUGCAUCACUUAUCGGUCAUCUCGACGACGGGUUCGAACAUCGAUUGUUAAGUGA